AUGGCCUCUAAAGCCACCAAGUCUUAUCACGUUUUAGACCUUGUUUGUAGUUAUGGCAAAUCCUUUGGUCUAUUUGCUGCCUUGAAUCACGGAAUAUUUGAUUACUUAGAGAAAAACGAUAACGGAAAAACAGCUCAGCAGACAGCCUAUGACCUUUGUCUUGAUGAAGUCGCAGCGACUAUCUUGCUUGAUAGCUGUACAAGUUUUAAUCUUUUGGUAAAAGAAAUACCUGACGGAAAAAUGGAAAAGGCUAUUUACCGGAACGCCAAGGAAACCAAGCGACAUCUUUUACCUCAAAGUCCUGAAUCACUUUAUCAUUUCGCCAUAUUUCAAUCGCGAGUAAUGAGCAAAUUGUCGGCGAAUUUUGGACAUGCAUUGAAAGAUGGUAAAAGUCAAUGGCAGCGUACAUUUGAAGCAAUGAAAAAUCGUAUACAAAUGUGCACAAGCUUGUUGCUUGGAACUUUCGAUCUCUCUGGAUUCUCUCAUCUUUGCGAUCUUGGUGGUGAGGCUGGAGACUUUUUUGAAGAUGAUUUCCCUCAUGCAGAUCUCUAUAGUAUGACCAGUACACUUCAAGACUGGGAUGAGGAAAAAAUUGAUCUUCUUUUAAGCAAAACAUUUCAUAGUCUCCAGUCAGGUGGAGGUAUUUUGCUCGGGGAAGUUAUUCUUGAUGACGACAAACGUGGACCGGCGCAGAGUCUGUCAUUCAGUAUGUCCAUGUUUACAGCUUGCACGAAAUCGCGCAUGAGGUCUGGAAAAGAAUUUGAGCAACUACUUCAAAAGCAUGGCUUUGUACAAAUUCAAUAUCGUCAAAAUGAAGUGCCCUUUCUUGUUGGAGUUGUCUUUGCAAGGAAACCGUAA
Molecule: messenger RNA, 858 nt
Organism: Xenia sp. Carnegie-2017
Lineage: Eukaryota; Metazoa; Cnidaria; Anthozoa; Malacalcyonacea; Xeniidae
Product: acetylserotonin O-methyltransferase-like
Exons: 4
Coding region: 1-858 (285 amino acids)
Biological process (GO): methylation
Molecular function (GO): S-adenosylmethionine-dependent methyltransferase activity; O-methyltransferase activity
Source: RefSeq, a predicted model, not a curated record